This is a messenger RNA of Helianthus annuus (common sunflower), 1229 nucleotides long. RefSeq lists its product as uncharacterized. Lineage: Eukaryota; Viridiplantae; Streptophyta; Magnoliopsida; Asterales; Asteraceae. The transcript has 2 exons. Bases 1 to 951 code for a protein of 316 amino acids. The record is from RefSeq and is a predicted model, not a curated record.
AUGAAUGAUAUAAUAAGAAAUGUAAACUCAAAUGUUUUUAACAAUAAUACACAACUUGCUAAAAGAACAAUGAAACGAAUUUCAGAAUCUAUGAAUCGGUUGAUUCAAAAAGCUGAGAAGAAACAACAUAACAAUCUUCUAAAGCUUCUUGAAGAAUUUGUUAGAGAAUCUGCUGCAUUGAACGGCGUAGUGACGUUUGAUAACGAUCAGUUUCAAUCUCCACUUCCUGUUGAACAUGUUAACAGUUGGAGCUUACCAAUAAUUAGCUUAACAUGCAUCGCAGUUGUUAUCCCGGAUAUUCGUCAGGCAAGAGUUGACAACUUGUUCAAAAGUGUUGGUGAGGGUCUUUUGUACACUCAUCUAGUGGAGGAAACCCUAAAUAGGGAAUCUGUGUAUGUGAAUAUUCGAAGGGCAACCGUGACAUUGUGGCAUGAGGUUGAAGAAAACUGCAAGUGGUUGGAGACCACUUUGGAAAGAAGUGCUUAUGAAGGAAAAAACUCAAGAACUCCAAAAGAUAUUAUUAAAUUGUUUGCUCAUAGUGCAGAGAAAAUUCUAAAUGAAUUUAACAGAAGUACCGAUGGAGAACGGGUGGAGAAGGAAAACCUUCCUCGGAAGGUAAUCGUUGCCAACUCAAUAUAUCGCAUUGCAAAAACAAUCUUGCAUACGUAUGAAAGCAACGAUUUGGACAUUGUUGAAGACGAGUUGUUUACACGACUGUCUGGCAUGAUUGCAGACAUAAUAGUUGCUUGCUUGACCAACAUACCACGCGCCACAGCAAUGAGGUGCCAUGAGAGUGCAAUAGAAAAACGAGAGGCUAGUGUUGCGGCUGCAGUCGACCUUCUUGGACGGACAACCAAGAUAAUAGAAAAGCUUGAAAGGCAUGUACCGAACAUGGAUCAAGAUAAGAUGGCAUAUAUCGACCAAUGGCGUAUUCAUUUGAGGCAACCUUAGAAUUCAUGGUCUUUCAUAUGGAUCCAAGGUGAUGCAGUUCAAGAAAUUAACCGCUUCAUGGACGCUUUGUUGUCAAGUGCAAGCUUCAAAUAUAAUGAUAUUAGAAUGCAUCGUUACCAUGUAGUUUUUUCUUUAAAAAAUGUAUUUUACUUCUAUAGUUUCUCCAUUUGAUGUUAUUUGCAAAUUACGUGUAACGAGUUGAUAUUAACCCGCGUGACGCGUGUAUCGGAUGCGCGGUUUCAGUUUCUUAAAUGUGAUGCCACAUUAUACAUACUCAU